AUGAAAUCGCUGCGGAAAUCCCUGAAUGCUCAUAAAGACAGCUCGUCGCACAUUUCUACACCGCUGCCGUCUCUCUCGAAGCCCACCAGUGCUAUUUUGCCGCCGAAGCGAGUUAUCAAGGCAUUGCAUUCGUAUAAAGCAAAUGCACCUCAAGAACUCUCAUUCGAGAAGGGGGAUUUUUUCCACGUCUUGAGUGAUGGCCGCAGCAAUGGUGACUGGUAUGAGGCCCACAAUCCGAUUACCGGUGCUCGCGGUCUCGUCCCGUGCCAUAUGUUCGAAGAAUUUCAGAAGGGAACAUCUACACCCCGCAUGUCUCCUGCGAUAAGUCACAGGCCGCUGUCUGCAGCAUCCAAACUUCCAGCCUACUAUGCUGUUGUCCUCCAUGACUUCGUCGCAGAGCGUAUGGACGAAUUAGAAGCCAAAGCCGGGGAUUAUAUAACCGUUGUUGCCCAGUCCAACAAGGAAUGGUUUGUCGCUAAGCCUAUCUCUCGCCUUGGGAGGCCUGGUCUCAUCCCAGUCACAUUCGUCGAGGUUCACGAUCCAGUAACAAAUCAACCCAUCGCGGAUAUAAUGGGACUUAUCGAAAGCGGUGCACUACCUAGAGUGGAGGAGUGGAAGCGUGCCGUGAUGAGCUACAAAGCGAAUAGCAUCGCGCUUGGCGUCUUGGAGGAUUCUCUGGCUGCCAAUAUCGCUAGGUCUCCAUCGACAGCGACAAAAGCGGACGUUCCUCCCGUUGUGGAAGACGCAGCUCUCACCUCUUCUCCUCAACCGCAGUAUGCAGACUCGACGACAGGAUAUGUCUCACAUCCCCCUUCCCCCAAGCAAUUGCAGGACGGCAUUCUCUUGUCCGCUGAUGUCACUUCGUUCCAUUUCGAGACGGACGAAUACUGGUUUCGCGUUCACGCAUUGUAUCAGCCAUACAAUCCAUCCCCUUCGUCUUCGCUGCCUCCAGCCAAGUCACUGGUGCUUUUCAGAUCUUACAAUGACUUCUACGACUUUCAGAUUGCCCUUCUCGACGCAUUCCCCACAGAAGCUGGCCGUUCGGACAGCAAGGCACGUAUUCUACCUUAUAUGCCCGGUCCCACAGAAAAGGUCAGCAAUGAGCUCAUGCAAGCGAGGUGUGGAGAGCUAGACGAAUAUAUACAUAAACUCUGCGAGUUGCAACAAUACGCGCGUUACAUUUUGGAGAAUAGGCUUGUCCGAGACUUCGUCGCUCUUCGACCUGGCGAUGCGGAGGUCGAAGUUCAGCCGUGUACGACAGAGGUCGAAGCCCUAUCUCAGUCUUCUUAUGCAAAUCAUGACGCAUAUGCACACGAUGAAGUGAGUCCUGGACAUGCCACGGAACGGCUUUCUCAGCCUCAGGUUUUGGAAGGCGUAAAUGGGCACGCCAGCGAUGGAUCUGACUACGGUGAGGGUGCGGCAGUGCUUGUCGACGAGCAGGACUCGUAUAGCCAUGCCUCAAACACUCAACGUGCCUCACACUCUACUCCCGAACCGAGCUACAAUACAACUCAGCCUCUGCGGCCCCGAUCACGAAACAACGGCCAUAGUCGUGUGCAGAGCAGUACAUCUAUCUACAGCCGCUCACCUCAAGCUUCUAGUAGCACACUGCAAAGCGAACAAUAUGCGAGCAGCCAUUCACGUUCAUCCAUCGCCUCAUCUCAGAAUAUGUCAAGGGUCUCCCAGACGGGUUCUGUUUCUACCUCUCGAACAUCUGCAUCUGGGCGUUCACGCUCACAAUCUAAUGCUACCUACAAUCCACCAAUCUCCGCCACCAAUCCCCAGGUAGCAUUCAACAAGAUCAAGAUUUACGAUCCGUUGGCGGAGGAGAUUUAUGCUAUUCGAGCUCAUCCAAAAGCCACGUUCGGCCAAUUGUUGGAAAAGGCCAGUCAGAGAGUCGGGCGACCUAUAAAGACACUGCAGUCACGCAGUCCAGAAACGAGCGAGUUCGUCAAUAUGCAGGACGAUGACGACUUAAAAACGUGGCUGGAGGACGAGAACCGGCACAACAUGCUGUACGCAGUGGGUUGA
Molecule: messenger RNA, 2031 nt
Organism: Fibroporia radiculosa
Lineage: Eukaryota; Fungi; Basidiomycota; Agaricomycetes; Polyporales; Fibroporiaceae
Exons: 2
Coding region: 1-2031 (676 amino acids)
Biological process (GO): conjugation with cellular fusion
Cellular component (GO): mating projection tip
Molecular function (GO): phosphatidylinositol binding; protein binding
Source: RefSeq, a predicted model, not a curated record